This is a messenger RNA of Acanthopagrus latus (yellowfin seabream), 3076 nucleotides long. It is a transcript of the gene brat1, whose product is annotated as BRCA1-associated ATM activator 1. The transcript has 12 exons. Lineage: Eukaryota; Metazoa; Chordata; Actinopteri; Spariformes; Sparidae. Gene Ontology annotation, cellular component: nucleus. Gene Ontology annotation, biological process: DNA damage response; cell population proliferation; positive regulation of protein phosphorylation. The record is from RefSeq and is a predicted model, not a curated record. Bases 38 to 2677 code for a protein of 879 amino acids.
AUAGCUGUAAAGUUGUCCCAGUGAGCUGUCUACUGUAAUGUAUGCUGACGGCUCAUUAACACACACACACGUUAGCACCAUGGACAGAGAGUGUGUGUCGCUGCUGCCCGCUGUGUGUGAGGUGCUGGCGGGCUCAGGGAGGUCUCUGCCCGAUGACACCAGCCUGGAGAAACUGUUGGACUGGUUCACUGGGCUCACCAAGGCUGGAGGAUCUCUGCUGGAGGCCUGCCCGUGCCUGCUGGACUUCAUAUCCGCUGUGGUUUCCAACACAGCUUCAGACCCCGGCGUCCUCUCCUUCACCCUCAAACUCGCCGGCUUAGCGGCUGCCACUGAGAAGGGCUUCAGAAUGCUUCAGGAAAGCUCUCUUCUGGACCUGGUCUUCAACCUUCAGCGCUGGCAGGAAGCAGGAUUCUGGGAGGAUCCCUGUUUAAGGAUUGGCUGGAUCCAAGGCUUAAAUAACCUGCUGCUGCACCCAAAGGCUCUCAACUUCUUUGUACAAUCAGAUUUCAUCGAACCGCUCCUUCAACUCCAGACAGACACAAGUCUGUUUGUUGCCUCAGCUGCCAAUCAGUUGCUCGCCCACAUCCUGAUCUUCUUCCAGCCAGUCUCCUCUGCAGGAUGUAAUGGUCUAGAUAAGAAAGAAGAAGAAGAUGAUGGCAGGACACAAACAUCCAUCCACACAGCUGUUGUCAUGACGAUCUCACAGUAUCUUAAGGACUCACUUGUUCCCAAAGAAAACAAACAGCUCCAUCAGAGUCUGCAGAUCCUCAAACUGCUGGCCCUGCUCCUGACCCAGGCCGGACCUCCUCUGCGGGACAAGCUGCUCCAGACGGUAUCUGACCCUCUGGAGGAACUGGUGGCAGCAGGCUGCAGUCAGCUCACACUGCCUCUAAUGGACGUCAUUCUGGCUGCAUACAGCCGCGACACUGAUGAACGCGCCCCGGACCAACGCGUCACCCGUCUGCUAUCAUCCAUGUUGAACAUUAACAAACCCUCUGGCCUCAUUCACGCUGCAGCUGCUUUUCUUCGCAGAGGUCAUCGCAACACUGUCCACACAGCUCGGGCUGUGAGAAUACUGCUGCUGCCUCUCGAUAUUAUAGCUGAUCACACUCUUCUGGGAACAAACACCACUGACGAGCAUCAGUCGUCAGUGCUGGAGCAGCUGAAGGGUAAAACCUCCUGCAUCUCUCUGAUCUGUGUAUGUCUGACAAACACACCGCAGAUCACACUCAUGCCCUCUGAUGUCCUCCCCUGUCCUCCAGAUUUGAUUGUCACUGCAGUUCUGUCACUGUUAAGGAUCUGCAGUGGCGUCUCCUUGUCCACUGUUUGCAGUGAGGUCUGCAGGAAUGUAAUCGGCAGCAGCAAAGUCCAGAAAUGUGCUCUAGAGGCUCUGACGGCACUCAACAGCAGCCCAGGAGUGAAGGAGAAGAUCAAUGAUGUGUUCACAGUUCUGAUAAAAUAUCUGGACGAUCCUGAUUCUGACCCGACUGUGCUCCACAAGUCCUACCAGGCCUUAGUGACGUGGAGUGUGUGCACAGACCUUUCCUUAAUAACAGACCAGCUCAGACAAGAUCUCGUGGAGGUGGUGAAGAAGCGGGUGUGUGACAUGCGCUGGGAGGUGAGAGACUCGACGGUGGAGUUUCUGGGACACCUGCAGGAGUGUGACGUGUCGGAGGCUCUGCUGGGAGGGUGCUGUACCACUCAUCUCCUGAGGGAGGCGCUUCAGGACACGGAGAGUUAUGUGAGAGCCAGCGCCGUCUCAGCACUGGCAAAAACUCUGGCACACAGCUGGCAGCAGGGGGCAGCGCUCGGUCAGGAGGAGGGUGAAAUUGUGAGCCGGCUGCUUGAAAUUCUCUCCCAGGACACGGAGGGAUUCUCCAGGAGGGCGGUCGUACAGUACUUCAUCGCCUGGUUCUCUUCAAGCCCCUCGCACUCGCCUCAGUCGUCAGUAGCCACCUCCUGCACCUCUCUCCUGAUGCAGUGUGUGCCCUCCGUUCUCUCGCAGGGCAGCGCCGAUCUGGACUGGGAGGUCAAAGUUCACACGCUGGAGCUGGUCGAGCUGCUGAUGGACGAAGCCUUUUCAGGUCACCGGCGCUACAAGAAGACCUCAGACACGCGUCAAGCCCCAUCGCACCCCUAUGGUGUGGUUUCCAACCAGGCGUUUACACUUCACACACACACCGGUCAACACACAGACGGUGUGGAGUCAGAUUUGUCCGGUGUGUUGAACAAUCUGGUCGAGCUCGGAGUCGUCUCAGCCAUGUUGAGCGGGCUGGUGGACUGCGACAGGCCUGUGGGUCUGAGGGCCUGUCGACUGCUGAUAACGCUCAGAGAGACGGUGGCAGACGACGCUGUCGGGGUGUCCUGUGAGCUGCCUGACCGGGGCUGGGGGCUGGAGAUCAGGAAGAUGCUGGGGGUGAAGAAGAGUGCCGGGGCCAGAGAGGUGGACAUCGCAGGAAAGAGAUGUUUCAAUGACGAUUCAGAAGACUGCGGUGUUGGUGUGUGCGAGGCGUUGAGGUCUCUGGGUUUAGACGAGAGGCUGGACGUCCUGACUCAGAGCAGUGACCACGUCCACAACUCUCCUCUGUCUCUGCUGCAGGACAUACUGACCGCGAGUGCUGCUCACACUCGCCCAGACACGCAAGCAGGAGAGGAGGUCAUAGUGGACUGCUAUUGACACACACACACACACACACACACACACACACACACACACACACACACACACACACACACACACAAUGCCUUAUGUUGGUCUGAAAUCAAACACUCUCUUAGCUCAGGGUAUAUUCAGCUUCGUGUUGCUGAGAUAUUUUGGUUACUUGCCCUGUUUUUUUGAUAAUAUACUGUACAUGCACUGUUUUUACUGGUGACAGAGUAAAAGUAUUUGUGAAGAUGUGAGAAAGCAUCAUAAAAAAUGUAAUUAAUCGCCAACUAUUUGAUCAUCACUUUUAUUGCUUUGUGUACUUUUUCUAAGAAAAAACGUUCAAAUUCUCUAAUUGCAGCUUCAUAAAUCUGAAGGUUUUUGUUAUAAAAUGAAAAUACUCAAAUAAAGAACAAAGACUUGUACCUUAAA